AUGCAUCAACCAGCGAAGUGGCGAUUUUAUGUGCUUGUUUGCAUUUUUGCCGCUCUGCUUGUAUACCUCAGACGUGAACACCAUCAAUCCUACAUAACAACCGAUUCGAAUGAGUUUGUGAUUGAUGCGAAUAGAAAAAUGACGCGUUCCCAAAUAAAAGAAAUGGCAGAAAAAUAUGGGAAGCCAAAAAUUGUAGAGAAAUCAGUUUGUCUGAACAAUGAAAUGUGUUUCGAUAUAAGAGACCGAUUCAUACACGACGAUAAUAUGUUCCAAUUCCGUCGUCAAAUCAUUGCUGGGAAAAUGGAAAUGUCAAGCAUGCUAUUGAAGCAUCCGGAAAGAUUGAAUGCGAAGAAAAUGGAUACAUUCAACUGGAAAGUGGAUAAGGGAGCACACAAUUUUAAUAGAUACACACUCACAAUGAUAGGAACUGGUGAAGAACAUUUCUCGACAGCUUCUUUUUUUUUGAAGUUUCGUUCACACGAGGAGAUGUUCCUCAGUGGAACGGUAAGGAUGGAUGAGGAGGCGAACGUGAGGGUCCUCUGCUUAGGCCUUGGGGGCGGUUAUGUGAACUCAUACCUACAUCACCACUUCCCUAAGAUGGACAUUACUGUUGUCGAGUUGUACCCAAAAAUGGUUGAAAUCGCAAAGAAAUGGUUUGAUUUGUCACUGGAUAGGAGGCACCACCUAGUAAUGGGAGAUGCUUGGCAAUUCAUCGACACCUCAGUCGAAAAAGGGGAAAUGUACGACAUCGUUCUGCUUGAUGUCUGCUCAUUAGAAGAUGUUUGUCCUGCGGGAAAAGCCAUCAAGAAAGAGACCGCAAAAAAGUUUUCUCUGCUUCUCAACGGCAAAGGUGCCCUCAUUGCGAACGUUUUCAGUAUGUCUAAUGAACCCCUCCAACACGGUCUUCAGCUGAAGACUUCUUACGGCAGUGCCUUUAAAUACUGCUCGUUACGAAAAUCCCCAAACAGCAAUUUGAUCAUGACAUGCACAAAUCAUCCCAGACCGAAAAGUCUAGAAGAAAAGUACGGAGUGUUCAUGAAGUACCCAACGUCACCAGAUCGAAAGCUGCCAAAUGUGGAGUUGGUGUGA
This is a messenger RNA of Necator americanus (New World hookworm), 1089 nucleotides long. RefSeq lists its product as uncharacterized. The record is from RefSeq and is a predicted model, not a curated record. The transcript has 12 exons. Bases 1 to 1089 code for a protein of 362 amino acids. Gene Ontology annotation, biological process: polyamine biosynthetic process. NCBI's taxonomy places the organism in Eukaryota, Metazoa, Nematoda, Chromadorea, Rhabditida, Ancylostomatidae.